This is a messenger RNA of Anthostomella pinea, 1911 nucleotides long. The record is from the annotation of a GenBank genome assembly. NCBI's taxonomy places the organism in Eukaryota, Fungi, Ascomycota, Sordariomycetes, Xylariales, Xylariaceae.
AUGGCCGACGAAGAGAGCUCGAUGAGACGGCAAGCGGCGCCCCCGGGGACUUCGGGCUCCUCCAAGGGCUCCAGACUCCCGCGUCGGGGACACAAACGUCGCUCAGCCAAUGUCCCGAAAGCUGACCCCGUGCCAGACUCCAGAAGGAGCAGUCAACCGCGCAUACCCUCUCCCGAGGCGGAACAGCCGGUCGAGCAGAAGCCGCGAAGGGGGAAGGACUACUAUAGGUCGCAUCGGCGAGAUACCUCCAGCGUCGCGAGCCAGGACAGCUACCUAGACGAUCUCCCAAGUCCUCGCACCCCGCCCCCUACCAACAGAGCCCCUACCGCCCGGGGUUACACCCCACGCAUAAUCGAAGACGAUUACGACGACUUCCCCAACCCCGAAAGUCUAUCUCUACCUCGGAAGCCAUCCUCGAUCCCCGGCGCUCCACCUUCCAACGGCAGUCCACGCAAGGUGUAUAAACGGAAGGGCGCUCGAGCGAAAGCACAACCGGAGAUGGCCGAAGACGGAGAAAAAGACAGGCCUAGGUCCACGACCCCAGAGGAUACAGCGAAGCACUCGUCGCCGGAACAGGCGGGUUUGAAAGAAGAAUCGGACGUCAACGUCAGCGAACACGACAAUGCCAAGGAGUCUACGAAAGACUCUGUCGAGAACACCCUACAUUCGAACGGAAAUGGUUAUCAUGUCCCUGGCUCGGGGAUGAACUCUGAAGAACUCGACGAUGAACCUAGUCAGGUCCACGAUGGCGUCACUUACUCGGACGCCCUGAAGACGGGCCUUGAAAGUGAGGAAAGUGACCGCAAGGGUCAGGAUGACGAUGAUUCAUACCCAGAACUCGACGACAUGAGCAUGGAAGAGAUCCAUCGCCCACCCUUGCCGAGUCAGAACGGCACAAUCCGGUGGGCCCCUUGGAACGUACCUUUCAAGCGCCGCGGGCAAACGCUUGUAUUGCUGCUGCAUAGUCUUUGUAUAGGCCUUUCUGUGUCCAUCUUCUUUGCACUCUGCGCCAACCCUUUCGCCUGGCCUCUAUUACUUAUCUACCUUCUCCACGUCCUUAGCUCCAAGGCCUCUACCGAUGGCUCGCUCAGAUAUCGCUCCGAGUGGUUCCGCAAGAGCUACCUGUGGCAUCUCUUUGCGGGCUACUUUCCAGCCAAGCUACACAAGACACACGAUCUGCCGCCGACUCGCAAGUACAUAUUUGGGUACCAUCCACAUGGCAUCAUCUCUCAUGGGGCCUGGGCUGCAUUCGCUACCGAUGCCUUGGGCUUUUCUGAGAAGUUUCCCGGCAUCACGAACAGUCUUCUGACUUUGGACUCCAACUUCCGCAUUCCGUUCUACCGCGAAUACGUCUUGGGCAUGGGAGUUCGAUCGGUUUCCAAAGAGUCGAUCGUCAACAUUCUGACCAAAGGGGGAGCCAAUGGUGAAGGAAUGGGCCGCGGAGUGACAGUUGUCAUUGGAGGUGCUCGCGAAUCUCUCGAGGCUCAACCUGGGACGCUACGGUUGAUCUUAAAAGAGCGUAAAGGCUUCAUCAAAGUUGCCGUACGCUGUGGUGCCGAUCUCGUUCCCGUCUUGGCUUUUGGAGAGAACAACUUAUACGACCAGCUACGCCCCAAAGAGCAUCCGGUUGUACACAAGAUUCAAAUGUUCGUUCUCAAGGUGUGGAAGUUCACCUUGCCAUUCUUGCAUGGACGCGGGGUGUUCAACUACGAUGUCGGCCUAAUGCCCUACCGUCGGCCCCUGAAUAUCGUGGUAGGUGCACCUAUCAAGGUCCGCCAAUCAAAUACAGUGGAAACAGAAGAGAUCAACCGUCUUCACGGUCUUUACGUGGCCGAAUUGGAAAAGCUGUGGGAUACAUACAAGGACGAGUUCGCGUUGGACAGGCGGGAAGACAUGCAAAUCCUGUCUUGA